This is a messenger RNA of Chiloscyllium plagiosum (whitespotted bambooshark), 618 nucleotides long. Its product is annotated as ferritin, middle subunit-like. Gene Ontology annotation, cellular component: cytoplasm. Gene Ontology annotation, molecular function: ferrous iron binding; ferric iron binding. The record is from RefSeq and is a predicted model, not a curated record. Lineage: Eukaryota; Metazoa; Chordata; Chondrichthyes; Orectolobiformes; Hemiscylliidae. Gene Ontology annotation, biological process: intracellular iron ion homeostasis; iron ion transport.
UUGAGUAUAGUUGGUGUGUGAUAGGGUUGUGUUUGUUGGUGGUAGUUUGGUGAAGGCUCUAUUGGUAAAAUGGCUUCCCAGGUUUGUCAAAACUAUCACCAGGAUUGUGAAGCUGCUGUCAACAAGCAGAUUAACCUGGAGCUCACUGCCUCCUAUCUCUAUCAGUCUUUGAUGUCGUACUUUGACCGGGAUGAUGUUGCCCUGCAUCAUUUCUCUCAGUUCUUCAAAGCUCAGUCCCAGGAGAAGCAGGAACAUGCAGAGAAGCUGCUGAAAUUCCAGAAUCAGCGUGGAGGCAGAGUCUUCCUCCAGGAUGUGAAGAAGCCAGAGAGGGAUGAGUGGGGUAAUGGUCUGCAGGCGAUGCAGGUUGCCCUGGAUCUGGAGAAGAAUGUGAACCAGAGUUUGCUGGAUCUACACCAACUUGCCACUGCCCAGACUGACCCUCAUCUGUGUGACUUCCUGGAGACUCACUAUUUGGAUGAGGAGGUUGAGAUCAUCAAGCGACUUGGGGACUACAUCACCAACCUGAAGCGUCUGGGAGCUCCUGAGAAUGGGCUGGGAGAGUACCUGUUUGACAGGCUCUCGCUGGAGGACAGCAGUUAGUGGGACAUGGGGUACGGU